AUGGCAGCCUUCUCCAACGCCUCCGACGCAUUCUAUGAUGACGUCUCGAGCACAUCCCCAAGAGCAUAUCGAAGUGCACAGUUGAACCGCCAGGGCGGUAGGGCCGACCCCUAUGGAAGCAUGGGUGCUCCAAUGUUUGGGGCUGAGAGCGCAUUGCCUAACAUGCGUUUCGAUGGCAUGCGAGAUGGCUUUGGUGCACCCAUGCAGAACCAUGGGGUUGGGAACAUCAAUUUUCCCUAUGAUGCAAGCGCCGCCCAAACAUGGAGUUCUGGUGGUGCCUCUUUGCAAUCCUUUGGUAACGGCAUGGGCGGCAUUCCUCAAAAUGCCAACUAUGGACCGUCGCGAAGCGUCAAACCCAGCCGAGGCCGUGUGGGCAUCUCGAACAUUUGGUACGAUCAGCCAGGACAGUUACAGCAACAGCACCCUGCCAUCGUUGGCCAUCGACCGGGUCCUCAAGGCCGUAAUGACCAGCAGGAAGACGAUGACGAGCUGAUUCCUACUGCGAUUGUGAUCAAGAACAUCCCCUUCGCUGUCAAGAAGGAGCAACUCGUCCAGUUAAUGGUUGAUAUGAACCUGCCUUUGCCAUAUGCGUUUAACUAUCAUUUUGACAACGGUGUCUUCCGGGGUCUGGCCUUUGCCAACUUCACUUCUCCACAGGAGACGGAACAAGUCAUUCAAGCCCUCAACCAUAUGGACUUGAGCGGUCGCAAGUUGCGUGUGGAAUACAAGAAAAUGCUGCCUCUCGCUGAGCGAGAGCGUAUUGAAAGGGAGAAGCGUGAACGCCGCGGUCAGUUGGAGGAACAGCACCGUCCUAUGGCGCAAUCGCAACUUCAUAACCAGGUUUCAUUGUCGUCUAUUUCACGAACCACUCCAUCCCCCCUGUCACACCGCAGCACAAUGCCUGAUGUUGACAUGAAUGAUCCGAAGACUCUCGAGUUUUACACCGAGAUGACCCUGUUUAGACGAGAUCCUACUCGUGAAGUCCUCAUAUUCCCUCCAACACUAGAACCUCACCAUCGUCGGAUUGUCCAUACCUUGGCCCACCAUAUGGGUUUGAUGCACACAUCCCGCGGUACUGGAGAUCAGCGGCAGGUUCAUAUUCACCGACCAGCCCCUGGUACGAAUGUUAGCCCGCCGACUCUGCCAGGAGGAUUCGGGUCGAGUGACAGCAUGCGCCAGACUAUUGCCAGGUCUUCUACAGCGGAUUUCAAUGAUGGCAGACAAUAUGAAGGUCCUGCUUUCAACACUCUCCGCGGACAGUCUUCGGUUGGGCUGCUGGACGUCAUGGAUUCCAGCGCCUAUGGUAGAAAUGCCGAUAACAAUCUCCGCAACGCCAAGUCGUUUGCUGACCUACGAUCAUGGAGCCCGUCGCCCGUGCCUUCCUCUGCGAGCUUCCCUGCAGCCUUGCAAACUAACGGAGCACGUCUGCAAGCGUUGAACGACACAGCCGGCUCCAACACACCUACAUUGACUCCGACGGCUUCUAAUGCGGGUGCCAACCGAGAUGAACCAUUCCUCAUCUCUAGCUUCUCCAAUCUUUCCAUGACUAACAACAGCGGCAGCCAGACCAGCCCCCGCCGGCAACGCAGCUUCUUUGGGAACGGAUCCGACUGGACUGACGGUCAAAACUACCAGCCCACCGCUCCCAUUGGCAGCAAGCGAACUGUGAGCAUAGGACCAGAGAGCACCUCCCAGAAUACCAACCCACUGCGUCAGUCGCGAGGACCGAGUUCAACCAGCGCCAUCGGAUUCCGCCGACAAAACGGGCGUGGCAGCGACGAAUUGCGUACGGCCGCAUCAGCAAUUGCCGAAUGA
Cladophialophora bantiana CBS 173.52 is the source of this 1815-nucleotide messenger RNA. RefSeq lists its product as uncharacterized. Gene Ontology annotation, molecular function: mRNA binding. Gene Ontology annotation, cellular component: nucleus; cytoplasm. Lineage: Eukaryota; Fungi; Ascomycota; Eurotiomycetes; Chaetothyriales; Herpotrichiellaceae. Bases 1 to 1815 code for a protein of 604 amino acids. The transcript is spliced from 3 exons. The record is from RefSeq and is a predicted model, not a curated record.